This is a messenger RNA of Lactuca virosa, 2270 nucleotides long. The record is from the annotation of a GenBank genome assembly. Lineage: Eukaryota; Viridiplantae; Streptophyta; Magnoliopsida; Asterales; Asteraceae.
GUCAAGACGUGUCAUCACUCAUCACUCCACCAUGGAUUCUUCCACGACCCCUCUCAUUGGUCGGGACAACCUAGAACGCCGGCCAGAUUCCACCAGAUCUCCGGCAGAUGGAUCUUCCAUCGUCAAGGUCCUCGCCGGUUUCUUUGUCUCCAUGCUAGUCCUUUCAUCUAUGGUUGCUGUAAUGUACAACCAAUUACAAAGACCACAAGGUGGCCGGCAGUCCACUACCGCCACAACCACGUCAUCAUCGCCGGGAAUUGAGGUGAAACCGUCGUCAAGAGGGGUGGGGUGGCCGGAGAAGAUGGUUGGUGGUGAUGAUAGCAUAGAAUGGCAACGAUCUGCUUACCAUUUUCAACCCGAUAAGAAUUUCAUCAGCGGGAUGUAUCCUUUAAUGGUUACGUUGUUGAUAUAAAGAGUUAAAUAACAUUAUAAGUUUUUAUUUAAUUUGUUUUGGAAUUUGGAAAUGAUGAUUUUCUAAUGUAUGUUUUGUAUUUGUUUAUGUUGGGUUUUGGCGUAUUUUUGAUGGAUUUUGCUGAUCUUCACUUCAGACCCUGAUGGUCCAUUAUACCACAUGGGUUGGUACCAUUUAUUCUACCAGUACAACCCGGAUUCCGCCAUUUGGGGCAACAUCACAUGGGGCCACGCCGUCUCCAAAGACCUAAUCAACUGGUUCCACCUCCCUCUCGCCAUGGUUCCCGAUCACUGGUACGACAUCCAAGGCGUCAUGACCGGCUCCGCCACCAUCCUCCCCGACGGCCAAAUCAUCAUGCUCUACAGCGGCAACGCCUUCGAUCUCUCCCAGCUUCAAUGUCUCGCAUACCCUCUCAACUCCUCCGACCCUCUCCUCCUCGACUGGAUCAAAUACGCCGACAACCCCAUCCUCUUCCCCCCUCCCGGCGUCGGCCUCAAAGAUUUCCGGCACCCUUCCACUCUCUGGAUAGGACCCGACGGCAAGUACCGAAUGGUGAUGGGAUCGAAACAUAAUGAUACGAUCGGGUGUGCUCUCGUCUACCACACCACCAAUUUCACACACUUUGAGUUGUUGGAUGAUGUUUUGCAUUCGGUUGCGGGUACGGGUAUGUGGGAGUGUGUGGAUCUUUACCCGGUAUCCACUACCGAUACGAAUGGGUUGGAUAUGUCGGAUUAUGGGUCGGGUUCGGGUGGUGUUAAGUAUGUGUUGAAGCAAAGUGGAGAUGAAGAUAGACAUGAUUGGUAUGCGAUCGGGUCGUAUGACCCGGUGAAGGAUAAAUGGUACCCGGAUGAUCCGGAGAUGGAUGUGGGUAUCGGAUUGAGAUAUGAUUAUGGGAAGUUUUAUGCUUCGAAGACGUUUUAUGACCCGAGUAAGAAGAGACGGGUUCUAUGGGGAUAUGUUGGUGAAACGGAUCCUCAAAAAGAUGACCUCAUUAAAGGAUGGGCAAAUAUUUUGAACGUUCCAAGAUCCGUGGUAUUGGACACUAAGACUCAAACCAAUCUAAUUCAAUGGCCGGUUGAGGAAGUCGAAACUUUGAGGUCUAAAAAGCACAACGAAUUUAAAGACGUCGAGUUGCAGCCUGGAUCACUCAUACCACUUGAUAUAGGUUCCGCCACACAGUUGGAUAUAAGUGCUUCAUUCGAGGUAGACAGUAUGAUGUUGGGUGCAACCCUAGAAGCCGAUGUUUUGUUCAACUGCACCACAAGCAAUGGUUCAUCCGCAAGGGGAGUUUUGGGACCGUUUGGGCUCGUGGUCCUAGCCGAUGCAUCACUAACCGAGCAAACUCCAGUGUAUUUCUACAUUGCAAAAAACAUUGAUGGCACCUCGAGAACUUAUUUUUGUGCUGAUGAAUCAAGAUCAUCAAAGCUUUUAGAUGUGGGCAAAAUGGUGUAUGGAAGUAGUGUUCCUGUCCUUCAUGGUGAAAACUACAACAUGAGGUUAUUGGUGGAUCAUUCAAUAGUAGAAAGCUUUGCACAAGGAGGAAGAACAGUGAUAACAUCAAGAGUGUAUCCUACAAAGGCAAUCUAUGAAUCAGCCAAAGUAUUCUUGUUCAACAAUGCAACUGGCAUCAAUGUUAAGGCCUCACUCAAGAUUUGGAAGAUGGGUGGGGCACAAUUAAACCCUUUUUCCCUCUUCAAAUAGGUUCAGUUUUGUGCAUUCAUUGUGUUUCACUAGGGGCAUUUUGGUCAUUUCCUAUGCCUAUUGUAGUAGGUGUAAGCUUAUAAGUUACAAAUCCCACUCAUUCAUGUUUUUGUAAGUUGUAACACCCCAAAACUCAAAAUCAUGAUUAAAGUUAUUG